Ictalurus punctatus (channel catfish) is the source of this 1156-nucleotide messenger RNA. RefSeq names its product guanylin. Bases 77 to 412 code for a protein of 111 amino acids. The transcript has 3 exons. Gene Ontology annotation, molecular function: guanylate cyclase activator activity. Lineage: Eukaryota; Metazoa; Chordata; Actinopteri; Siluriformes; Ictaluridae. The record is from RefSeq and is a predicted model, not a curated record. Gene Ontology annotation, cellular component: extracellular region.
UACUGACACCCACAUGAGAACAGUCUAUCCUAUAUUUCUCACAACAUUACCAAGAGGUCUAAUCAAAGGCUAAAUAAUGAGGUCGCUGACAGUGUCUUUUCUCCUGACAUCCUGCUUCCUGAGCUCACAAAGUAUAAAGGUUACGGACAGUGGGUUUACCUUUACACUGGGGGCUGUAAAGAUUCUGAAGCAACUGAUGGAAUCGCUUGAAAAUGAAAAUCCUGAUCUAUCUGCAAGCCCUCCAGUGCCUCUCUGUAUCAACCCAAAUCUCCCGGAAGAGUUCCUGGAAGUGUGCCAGCAAGAAGAUCAAGACAGAAUCUUUGCAAAUCUGGUUCAAAUCAUCACACCUCCAGACCCAUGUGAGAUCUGUGCCAACGCUGCCUGCACUGGAUGUGUGUUCAAUAAGAUUUAACUCACCUGCAUUCCAUGAAGCAUCCUUUCGUCUUUUUCUGCCUUUUGUUUGUUUGGUUACUUGUUGAUAAUGUACACUACAUGUAAGUCAUAUUUUAAAUUGCUAUACUUGCAGAACUUUAAAAUACACUAUAUGACCAAAAGUUUUGGGACAUCUGACCAGCGCACCCAUAUAUGUCCCUAGACUGUUACCACAUAAUCGGAAGCACACAAUAGUAUAGGGUGUCUUUAUAUGUUGUAGCAUUACAAUUUCCAUUCACUGGAACUAAGAGAUCCAAAUCUGUUCCAGCAUGACAGUACCCCUGUGCACAAAGCGAGGUUCAUGACGACACGUUUUGCGAAGGUUGUAAUGGCCUGUACAGAGUCCUGACCUCAAUACCAAUGAAAACUUUUAGGAUGAACUGUAACACUGACCGCACCCCAGGCCUCCUUGUCCAACAUCAGUGCCCGACAUCAAUAAUGCUCUUGUGGCUGAAUGAGUAAAUCCCCAUGUUCCAAAAUCUAGGGGAAAAUCCUUCCCAGAAGAAUGGAGGUUAUUUUAACAGCAAAGGGAGACCAAAUCUGGAAUGGACUGUUCAAAACUCACAUAUACUGUAGGUGUGACGGUCAGGUCUCCACAAAAUUUUGGCCAUAUCGUGUAUCUAUAUUUACUUUUAUUACAGUAUAAUCUUUGCUUUGUUUAUGCUUCCCAAUGUACCAUAAUGAUCAUAUCGGUUUUAUACCAUAUAAAAUGGCUACUAUGAUA